Messenger RNA from Atta colombica, 1608 nucleotides. Its product is annotated as dual specificity protein kinase splA-like. The record is from RefSeq and is a predicted model, not a curated record. Bases 1 to 1608 code for a protein of 535 amino acids. Lineage: Eukaryota; Metazoa; Arthropoda; Insecta; Hymenoptera; Formicidae. The transcript is spliced from 2 exons. Gene Ontology annotation, molecular function: DNA binding.
AUGCUAUUCCUCGUGAUAAAGACAAUCAGCGAACAUAGUGUUAAGUGUCCAAGUGUUGACGAUAAGAACAGCAAACUGGAUCAACAACAAGAAUUCGCCGUGGAUCUUUCCCCAGAUUCGGGGGGAUCUGCGGAUCGAAGAGAUCGUAGACCAACACGUCAACAUAACAACAGCCAUUAUCAUCGUCAAAGUUACAUGUUAUUUGGCAGAUAUGAAAACGAUUUAAACAGCGAUCCUGGGCCGAGUACGAGUUCUAGAGGUACGAUGCCGCGAAACGAAUCCCGACAGGCGGGCAAGCGACUGUUGAGGGUGACUCUCACGCCCCAAGAAAAAAUAGAUGCAAUUAAUAGGGUUCAUAACGGUGAAUCCAAAGCUGCUGUGGCACGCGACAUCGGCGUGCCAGAAUCCACCCUUAGAGGGUGGUGUAAAGCAGAGGAUAAAAUAAUGUCGCAAGUCAAUAAUAUAAAAACUUCGGGAACGACACUGCCGGGAACAUCCUUGGCAGGUUACGAACAUAUUUUGACAUCGAGUUCUGAUAAUACUAACAAUAGUACAGUGGGUGGUUUUUCAUCGAGAUCGACAUCAACGACCCAAGCUACAAUGGGAUUAUCGACUUCUGCAGUUACGGAGAGAACUGAGGAGUUUGAAGCCGGUCCAUCUCACAAAAGAAUCAAACUUGAGAAUAGUUCUGCCGGUACCACAAUGGCCAAUAACAUUUCAUCAGUUCGAGCACCGGUAGUUAGUGACACCUUAUUUAACAACUUAUAUAAUAUACCGAGUGAUGCAAACAAGACCGUAGCAACAGCCUUUUUAAACUCACUUGGGAAGGAGGUAUAUUUUCCUUAUCCUGGAUACGCGAAUGUUAUAAAUUUGAUUAAUGAAAUUGCUAGGACUCACGGUCCGACGUUUGCGCUGAAUAUACUGAAACAGCAACAGCAACUGCAACAGCAACUGCAACAGCAACAGCAACUGCAACUGCAACUGCAACAGCAACAGCAACUGCAACAGCAACUGCAACAGCAACAGCAACUGCAACAACUGCAACAACAAACUAAUAACGCAUUACUUAAUGGGAAUAAAAGGAAACAUAGUGCCCCAGGACUCACGUCAACUAUGGACAUCCCGAAACCAUCAUCGAGAACACAGAACAAUCAAUCACCGAAUAUGGAAAAAUCGUCUGGGAAUGUCUCUCAAUUGAAUUAUGAAAUCGCCAUGCCAUCGACUAGCAGCAGUGAUCCAGUCACAAACGUUCCUCAAAGAAAAACAUCCAGAAAAAAUAAAAGUCUUUCUAGUGUAAUAAAUGGUCUUUAUCAACCAUAUGAACCACCUUCCUUAAGCGUAAAAGCAGUGAAGUUUGACACUGUAAAUAAUAAUGACAAUGAUGACGAUAUGGAGACGGCGAGAAAAAAUUAUCCUGGUAUCUUGCCACCAGGAUGUAACGAAAUAGUGGAAUGUUGCACCAAGUUGUUACAAUGGUUACACCUUUACGGUUCGCCUGUAUGUACUGUGAAACAAAUAAGUUCCAUACAGCAAAUUUCAACACGUCUACAAGAUUGGAUCCAGAAGUCAAAAAAGGAACUUCCCCAAGGAACUAAUGAUAUGAGCUAG